Molecule: messenger RNA, 228 nt
Organism: Rotaria sp. Silwood1
Lineage: Eukaryota; Metazoa; Rotifera; Eurotatoria; Philodinida; Philodinidae
Source: the annotation of a GenBank genome assembly
AUGAUCGAUCGUGAUGAAUUACGUCAAUGUAUUAUGGAAUGUCCUUGUUUUCCAGAUAUGUCUUAUGAUGAAGAUUUGACUGAAUGGACAAAGAAAUGGCAAACAAUUCGUGAAAAUGAAAAAUUAUCUCAUACUCAAAAACUUUUUCGAAUGCUUCUAUCAGAUGAUAAAACAAUGCAUUAUUAUUCAUUUUGUCACAAUGAUAUAUUUCAAGAAGAUUGUUAUUGA